Messenger RNA from Striga hermonthica, 2214 nucleotides. NCBI's taxonomy places the organism in Eukaryota, Viridiplantae, Streptophyta, Magnoliopsida, Lamiales, Orobanchaceae. The record is from the annotation of a GenBank genome assembly.
AUGAGUCCUAUUCUUGGGCUUGUUGUUCUCUUUCUUUCUCUGUGGCUUGCAUUAUUCGUUCAUGCUGUUCAUGACGAAGAUGUUAGGACUUAUAUUGUAAGAGUCAAUAAUAGGAUGAAACCAUCUGUUUAUGCAGGUGUCAACCACUGGUACGACUCCACUCUUCAAAGCCUGGAAAACUACUCCGCUAAACAGUACUCAUCCAAACUCGUUCAUGUUUACCAAACAGUUUUCCAUGGCUUCUCCGCUAAACUAACCCCGCGGCAAGCCCAACAGCUCGAGAAGCGGCCGUGGGUCGUUGAUGUUUUCCCCGACCGAGUUUACAAGUUACACACGACCCGGACGCCUUAUUUCCUCGACUUAUACUCUGAUCUCAACUUUUCGGUUGCUGCGCCUUUGUUGAAAUAUUCUGAUUAUGGCUCGAACGUCAUCAUCGGAUUCCUCGACAGUGGUAUCAAGCCGGACCACCCUAGCUUCAACGACACGGGCCUCGUAGACCUCCCAGUGGGCAGAUGGAAAGGCAAUUGCACGGUGGAAGGGUUUCGGUGCAACAACAAAGUCAUUGGCGUUAGGAUCAUUAACGAUGAUGGAACGGACGUGAGUCACGGCACGCACACGGGGUCCACGGCUGCAGGAGUGGCCGUCGAGAACGUGUUUUAUUCCGACAACGCGAGCGGCACAGCCGUCGGAGUUGCGCCCAAGGCACGAAUUGCAAUCUACAAAGUAUGCAAUGAUGAUGGUAUCUGCCUGGGAUCGUACGUUCUCGCUGGUUUUGAAAAGGCGGUGGAGGAUGGGGUCGACAUAAUCUCCGCCUCCUUCGGAGACCAAGCUCAUGAAGACUUUUACAAGGACCCCGUCGCGAUCGGGGCAUUUGGUGCCAUGGCGAGGAACAUUUCGGUCAUUGCAUCCGCGGGGAACGUAGGCCCAAAUCGAGGCACAGUGGCCAAUGUUGCGCCGUGGGUGACGACCGUCGCCGCCGGCACAAUCGACCGAAGGUUCGCCGCCAAUCUUGUAAUUUCUCCGGAAGUGACGUUCAACGGGACUUCGCUUUACAGAGGGCCCCCCUUGGAUCCCACUCCUCUGCCCCUGGCAUACAGAGGGAAUUGUACGUCGUUGGACGAGAACUUUUCUGGAAAGAUUGUGUUCUGCGACGCGGCGAUACGUCACCCCGAUGUCAACGAGCCGAUAUCGAUUGAUGAGGUUGUGAGAAAUGCCGGAGGUGCUGGCGUGGUGGUAGCCAACAUGCCCCGAGUCGGCCGAGACCUCAUUGCCAAAGACUUUGCCAUCCCUGGCCUUGUCAUAUCCGAGUCCGACGGAAACAUGAGUCGUGCCUUGAUAAUGAAUGGCAUGAUGACAAAUGCCACAAUGAUAUUCCGCGGUGUGGAAUUCGUGACUGACCAGCUGCCAGCUCCAGCGGUAGCUUCUUUCUCCUCCAGAGGCCCUAGUAGCAUUUCACCAUUUGUUAAUAAGCCCGACGUGUUGGCGCCAGGUGUCAACAUCCUAGCGGCAUGGCCAGAGGGCGUCGAGUACAAACUGCUCUCUGGCACAUCCAUGGCCUGUGCGCACGUGUCUGGACUGAUUGCUCUCGUGAAGGCAGUCCACAACGACUGGUCCCCAGCCAUGAUCCGCUCCGCCAUCAUGACCACGGCUUAUAACAUUGCCAAUGAUGGCAACCUCAUACUCAAUAACGAGGAUGCGCAUGAGUCUAUCGCAUGGGAUAUGGGUGCAGGUCACAUAUACCCGAGUGAUGCCAUUGAUCCCGGAUUAGUCUACGAUAUCACCCCGCAAGAUUAUGUGGAUUUCCUGUGCGCCUCAAAUUAUUCGGAUCCUGCGAUACAAAGUAUAACCAGUGACACAUAUGGUCGGACGGCCAAUUGUAAUGAAAGGAUGCCGUGGGACCUGAAUUAUCCAGUCAUCUCUAUUCAUUCCAAGUUAUUAGGUCCUAAUAUCACGGUUACCAGGACCGUGACAAAUGUUGGUGAAGAUGAUGCUACUUACACCGUGAAUGUGACCAAUUCAGAAUGGGUGAGUCUGACGGUAAAUCCGAUGAGAAUGGACUUUACAAGCAAAGGCCAACAGCAAAAUUACGACGUGACUAUAACCGCAACAGGCUUGCCGGGAAGUUUGAUUGUGCAGACGUAUAUAGUUUGGUCAGACGGGAAGCGGCAGGUGGUGUCGCCUGUUGUGAUCUUCCCACCUUAUAGCCUGUCAUAG